AUGACAGAACUCUUCGUUACACAAGUGACUGUAGUACUCUCGCCACCUCUCCAGGAUCUGACCAGAGCGGCGCAGAACGGCUCCAUCAGCUCCCUUAACGAUCUUGGAAGGGCUGCUGGGGUUAUCCUACUUUUGCUUAUUUUAUAUGCCUGGGCCACAUCAGCUGGAGGCGCUUUCAUGUUGAGGAAAUUGAGUGGAAAAAGGCUAUGGGUUUCUCCAUUGGCGAGCGAUAAAUUAACAUAA
This is a messenger RNA of Necator americanus (New World hookworm), 243 nucleotides long. RefSeq lists its product as uncharacterized. The coding region runs from base 1 to 243 and encodes 80 amino acids. The record is from RefSeq and is a predicted model, not a curated record. The transcript has 3 exons. Lineage: Eukaryota; Metazoa; Nematoda; Chromadorea; Rhabditida; Ancylostomatidae.